AUGAAUAGACUAGUUCUGGACGCAUCGUCGGCCACCACAGGCCAGAUACGGAACUAUAUGAAGAAUACGGAGUUGAGUGACUCUAUGAUCCAUCCUCCAGCAACCAUGACCACUGAUCCAUCUACCGCUCCAUCAGUGCAAGAAUAUCACGAUAAAACGGAAAAGGACUUAUCAUUUGCCUUGAGUCAAGAGAGCAGUUUGAAACGUGAUGGCGAAGACGUGGACUUGAAAGUGAUUGUAGAGGACGAAUUUGAAGGAACAACAAAGAAGCACCACAAAGAGAAUGAUGAUAGCAACCACGAAGAUGAACAUGAAGACCAUUUAAAGAUCUCAGAACCCAAGGAAUUUUCAUACCAGAACAAACUCAAGUACCUCCCCAAUGCAGAUUUCCAGGAUGGUGAUAGCACUGGUAGAUCUUUCCAAAUGUCGACCUAUUCGCCAUUGAAUUCCAUUCCAAAUACUUUUAAAUACAAGUCACAUCCCAAUGCUAGAACUAAACUGUUACUUGGUGGACCCAGAAGGAAAUCACAGGAAUUAGUGGAGGAGGAAGAGAUAGAAGAGGACGAGGAUGAGGGCGAGGAAGAGGAGGAAGAACAAGUACUGGAUGGUGACAAAAUAACAAACAAGAAAAGGGAAGAUGAUCUGGUAGAAGAACAAAGUCACAUGCGGAAUGAAACAAACGAAGUACCAAUGAGAACUUCGACAAUCAAGGAACAUAAGAAUGGGGAUACAACCCCAAAUUGGAUGCCUGAUGUACUCAAUGAGAAAUGGCAUCCACCUGGAUCAGUGCGUUUUGAUUCACAACUUCCUGAAAAUGAAUAUGAGAUUCCUGAUUUUGGCUCGUCUGUAAGAAUAACACGUCCAAGUAACAGAGACUUUGAUUUACAUUUAAAUUCUACUGGUAAUACCAUGAUCCAUAACUCUAAAGCGGAGUUACACGUGACUCCUGAAUGGAUGAAGGCCAGUAAAGAAUAUGCAGCUAAAAAGGCAGAACCAUUUGAAAAUAUCUUCUUAUCCGUGGGAGCUGCUGGGGGAGGAGAUAUUUACAGAAAACUUGAUGAUUCUGGGUCCAAGGGAUUUACCAUGUCUUCUACCACUUCAUCUCCAAUCCCAUCAUUAUCAGAGAAGAGAGGUAGAAAUGGAGGUGGUAUAUCUCCACAAAUUGGAGCUGAAGAUGUACGACAAAUCGUGGAAGCUGGUUCUUCUCGAAACCCUGAAUCUCCCUUGAAACUUUUCCAUGAUAAGUAUAAUACAUACACCAAGGAUCGAUUAACUGAGGUGUUACAAAAAGUUCACAAUAAAUCACCUGCUGUAUUCCAAAAUAUGAAUGGAGUAAAUGAUGAUUUGAAUCUUUCGAAGGAAUAUGUAGUACCCGAUCUUCCAGAACCGAAGAUGAAAAUUAAAAAUUUCACUAGAUCGGGUUCAUACACUGAAAGAGAAUUCCUUAAAAACGCAGAUGAUGUAUUUAAAGGAGUGCAAAAAAGAGGUUUCAUGGGCCGACAAUUAUCAAUGAGAGAUGUUACAAAUAUAAGUGGAAGAUCAAGAAAUAACAACUCUACAUCUGAGAAGGUGAAUUCACAAGUUACCUCCAAUUCGACCUCCACUUCAACUCCAAAGAAUGACCGGGUGAGACAUAUUAAUGAAUUAGAUGAACUUGAAUCUGACGAUGAUUAUUCUUCUUCUUUCACCAGUGGAUUUGAAGAUGAUCAAAGUGGGUCUAAGAUUCAUCCAGGAAGUAGUAUCAAUGGUAUGACGAAUAAUGAAUACACUUCAUUUGAACUGUCGUCAUUGAAUAACAAUCUGCAAGAGAAUAAUCAUUCAUAUAAUCAAUUAUCACCAAAGAACUUGAAGCAUUUACAACGUCAACUCUCCACUGAGAGUAAUAAUUCCUACACGUAUGACGGAUCUUCAGAAGAAAUUGAAGAAUUAACGAGUGAUCAUGUACAUGAAGUAGAAUCUAAGAGAUCUAAUCAAGGUGAAGAAUUGGAAUCCAUUAUGAGACGGUUACAAGAUAUUGAAUAUAUGUUGAAGGAAACUGCUAUUAAGUCUCAUAACGAGGAAUUAAUGCAACUUCGAAGAGAAAAUGAAAAACUUCGACAUGAGUUAGAUGGUAGGAAGCCAAAUAAUGUUGGUAUUUCACCAAAGGGUCCAAUAGGAGAAGUAACAAUGGAUACUUUAGAAUAUACUGUUGAGGAUUUGAGUCAAGUCCAAGACUUCAUUAGAUGGAAAAGGCCAUCACAAUUAACUUUGGGGAAGUCACCGGAUAAUUUUAGAGAGGCGAAUGCUGCAAAGGAUCCUUUAGAUCAUGAGCCUCAAGACUCAAAGAACAAUAUUGUUAAGGGUAGACUUGAUCCAAAUCUUGACUUACCCAGAGAAUAUAAUAAUAUGAUACUUGAUAUUGAAAACCAAAAGUGGAUAAAUAAUGAAGUUGCAGAAGCAUCCAAUUACCGUGGAAGUUUAGACUCAAUAGAGGAUUUAGUGUCACAAGAUUUGGAUGAAGGAGAUGCACAAGGACGUCAUACUCCUUCAGGGGAAGCAGCCAAUGUAACUUUGAACAGUACUUUGCGUCUGAAAGGUAGUGCUCGUAAAAAUAAACUUGAAGUUUCAUUCCAUUUACCAAAUCUGACAUCAGAUUCAGUUGAAAAUUUUUCAAUGGCAGAAAAGGAGAGAGGAAAUGUCACUAAUGUAUCACAGUUGGGAGAUGCAACUUUUUCUCAGACUAAGAGGCGUCUUGUUAACGUAAUUACCGAGAUUCUUCCAUCUGACGUUGAUUGGAAUAAAGUUCGGGAUAUUUCAUUAUCCAAGUUUAAUCUUGAAAAUAUUAAGGAAUUGGAUACUUUCCUUCCUAGGUUAACAUCUGUUGAUCUUUCAAAUAAUGAGAUUAAGUACACUGAUGGUAUUCUGAAGAAAAUAUUAAACUUGGAUAUCUCAAACAAUUUGAUAGACAAUAUCAGUUCUUUUGCAAAGUUCCACGACUUGCAAGUAUUGAAAGCUUCACAUAAUCAAUUGGGGUCACUUUCAAGUAUCAGCAAUAAUAUCCAUUUAACAGAAUUACUGGUCAAUAACAACAAGUUGACUAAUUUAGAUGGUAUUCAAAAUUUAACGAAUUUGAUUAGAUUGGAUGUUUCACAGAAUGACCUUGUUGGAGAUAUUGAUUUCCAAAAAUUCAAUCUUAAGAAUUUACAAGAAUUAAAUCUUUCUGAAAACAAUUUAAGAAAUAUUAUUGGAUUGGAGAAUCUUCCAAAUUUGAGAGUGAUUAACUUGAACGAAAAUAGACUUCAACAUAUCGAUUGUAAGGGAAAGCAUCCACGCUUGAAGAAACUCUUAUUUAAGCUCAACAAAGUGAGAAAGCUUGAUUUAGAACCAUAUCCUUGUUUAAGAGUUUUACGUAUGGAUGGGAAUGCUAUCGAUACGAUUUCGGAUAUCAAGAAAUCGACCUAUUUGGAAGAAAUUUCAUGCAAAUCCCAAAGUAAUCUCACAGUUGUCGAGAAAGUUUUUGAAGGAGCUUCCGAUAUUCAGCGUUUGGAUAUAUCAGGGAACACUCAUUUUGAUUUCCGUGGUCUUGAGAGUGUUAGAAAAAGUUUACACGUUAAUCCAUUCUUGAAUUUGAACACUUUAGUAUUAUCAGCAAUGAACUUAACUAAGCUCCCAGAAAACUUUGGGGAUAUUUUCCCCAAUGUUCGAGACUUGAAUUUAAACUUUAAUAAAUUGAAUAACAUUGAGGCUCUUUCUAAAUUGAGCAACGUCCGGAAGUUAUACAUGGUUAGUAAUAGGAUUGAUAAAGUUCAACAAAUAGUGGGAGGUCUUUUCAACAGUAGAAAGACACUUAGAGUUUUGGAUAUGAGGUUGAAUCAAGUGAACAUCGAGUUUUAUCCAUAUGUGUUCAACAAGCAGGAAUUAGAGUACUCACAGCACAUCAAGGCCACUGCAAACAUUGAUUUAAGUCCAAUUCAAUUGGAGACUUUGGAUGAUAUUGAGAGUUUUGCAAUUUUAUAUCAAUCAUUGAAUAAGAGUUACGACGAAUGGGUGGAACGUGAUUCGCAAUUCCUCAAUAGAUUACAAGUUGAACACGGGUCUACUUGGGCAAAGCAAAGAUUAAACUACGAAACUCUUUUAAUUAACCUAUUCCUCCGUUUGAAGAAAUUAGAUGGUAGUUUGAUUACUUCCGAAAGAAGAGAUGCGCUUAAAAAAAGGUUGCAUCUGAAUACCCGAUAA
Molecule: messenger RNA, 4215 nt
Organism: [Candida] anglica
Lineage: Eukaryota; Fungi; Ascomycota; Pichiomycetes; Serinales; Debaryomycetaceae
Source: the annotation of a GenBank genome assembly